AUGUUCGAUCAGGUCGUGCCGUAUGCGGGGAAGCAGCGAGGGUCGGGUAAGAACGAGGAUGUCGAUGGUGCCAAGAAUAGCGAGGGGGGCCAGGCGGCCUGGAUCCACUCGAUGCAAGCAGAGCUCUUUUUCGGCGCAUGGAUUCUCUUGAACGCCCUCAUUAUCGCCAUCGAAACAGACAACAGGGCUGACGAUGACAAUGACUGGGGUUGGAUCCUCAUCGAGUCCAUCUUCAAUGUGGUCUUCCUUGUUGAGAUGUUGAUGCGCAUUGUCGCGGAGAGGAGCCGGUGGCCCUGUAGCAUGUGGAACAUGUUCGAUGCGGUGCUCGUAGUGAUUGGCAUUGUCGAUGUGUGGAUUCUUUUGCCUGCAGGAGCUACUGCUGAUAUCCGUUUCCUCACGCUCAUGCGGCUCUUCAGGCUGUUGCGACUGAUGCGGGUUCUGCGCGUGGUUCGCGUUCUACGGAACGCGAAGGAGCUCCUCCUGCUCAUUUCAGGCAUUGCAGGCGCAUUCAAAGCCAUGGUAUGGGGCAUGAUCCUUCUCGGCUUCAUGAUCUUCAUCUGUGCCUUGCUUGUCACAAAGAUUGUGGGCAAGCGCUGCUGCCUCGGAGACAAAGUUUUCAAUGACGCUAUUUCGUUCCCCCCCGCCGAAGACGGCUCAUCCAACGAGAACGAGGGCCUCUAUUUUGAUUUAUUUGGCACGAUGCCGAGGUCAAUGUUUACGCUAUUCCAGUUUACUGCGGAGUUUCAGCCUGACAUCGUUCGUGCCACUUGGGCGGAUGGGGUGGAGGGCUACCUUUUUUCAUUCUUCUUGAUAUUUUACGCUUUGGCGUCUAAUAUUGUAAUUUUGAACAUAAUUGCCAGCGUCAUCGUGGACGUAGUCAUGAGCAUCUCGUCGAGUAAACGUGAAGAGGAAGUGGCUGAGGCAAAGGAGGAGCUGCGGAAGGAGAUCACAGGGAAAGUCGACGAGCUGUUUCAGUCUUUGGACAUCAACGAAGACCGAACGCUGCAAUACGGUGAGCUCUUCGAUAAGAAAACAGAUCACGUUCAGAGAGUCUUCAAGGCAGCUGGGCUUCUGCCAUCCGACGCAAAAGAGCUGUUCAGCCUCCUGGACAAGGACUCGAGUGGGGCAGUCACGCCAAGCGAGUUCAGGGAGAGCCUCGUGCGCUUGAAGCAGGCCCCAGACGCCAGGGACAUCCUGCGGAUUGAGUUCAGCUUGAAGUCCAUGGGGAGCAAGGUUGACAAGGUCAUGAAAGCUCAGGCGAAUGUAGUCGAUGUGCUCAGUCGCAUCGCGCUCGAUUGA
Messenger RNA from Prorocentrum cordatum, 1299 nucleotides. Lineage: Eukaryota; Dinophyceae; Prorocentrales; Prorocentraceae. The record is from the annotation of a GenBank genome assembly.